GGAAAACGGUGACAUCUGCAUAUUCUGACUGAUGUUACGUGCUGAUCGGCGCAUCCGAUACCGUUAGAAGAAGCUACAGUUCGGUUACCACUAUUUGCAGAGAUAUGCCGGUGUAUUAUACUGGCUUAAAUGCCAGCCCACUCUUUUCCAAUCAAGAUGGAAUUGUCACAUCAAUAUCGAACUUGACUCAAAUUUCAUUUCCUGGAAUAACAGACAUUGAGAUUGGCUGGAAUUAUUUUCUUCUAUGGCAAGAUACAAAAUUGUAUAUUACUGGUAAAAUUAGUGAGGAUGAUGACAAAAACAGGCCACGUUUAACGCAGAUUCCAGAAGAGUCAUCAGGAAGCUGUAAAUUGGCUAUCCCUGGUCGGAAUAGUGUAGUUAUUUUGUCCACGCGCAAUGAAAUCUGGAAAUAUAAAAUAUAUGAUGACUCUUGGCAAAAAGUAACGCCUUUUAUUCCCAGCAAUGAUAACAUGCAAGCUGAACACAUCAUCAAACUAUCACAAGCAGGAUGUACAGUAGUUUUAACUAAUUUAGGACGUGUAUUUAAUGCUCCGCUUUUGGUUGAAAUGCCAAAGAGAGUCAAGUUUGUUGAUCUUGCCUGUGGUUUUGACCAUACCAUUUUACUGGCAGAGAAUGGCGAUGUAUAUUCAAUGGGGAUGGGAAUACGUGGUCAAUUAGGGCACAACGAAUUAGAAGAUUGUGACAAUCCAAAGCUCAUUGAGGCCUUAGCAGGUCUGAAAGUAGUACAAAUAUCAGCGGGUGGUUGGCAUACCGCCGUAGUCACUGAUCAGGGUGAUCUUUAUACUUGGGGAUGGAAUUCGAGUGGUGAACUAGGAAUUGAGAGUAAAGACAAGAAAGUCCAUGCCGUACCAACUUUAGUAGAUUUUAAAAAUGACAGAGGAGAGAAUAUAGAAAUUAAUGUUAAAAAAGUUGAAUGCGGAAAUUCAUUUUCUGUGUGCUUGACAGACGACGGCUCCUUUUGGGGCUGUGGCACUAACAAGUACGGUCAACUAGGAAAAUUUCAACAGAACUUGGAAAAUCCAUGUAAUUUUGUCAAAUUGGACAUUCAUUCGCUAAAUUCUGAAACAGUGAAAAAAUUCAAAUGUCGCGAAUGGGGCACGGCGAUAAUCACGGAAUAACGUUGUACUUUAAAUUGUUAGACUGUACGAAAUAAAAUAUUCUCUCAAUA
Wasmannia auropunctata (little fire ant) is the source of this 1189-nucleotide messenger RNA. Its product is annotated as probable E3 ubiquitin-protein ligase HERC3. Lineage: Eukaryota; Metazoa; Arthropoda; Insecta; Hymenoptera; Formicidae. The coding region runs from base 105 to 1139 and encodes 344 amino acids. The record is from RefSeq and is a predicted model, not a curated record. The transcript has 7 exons.